AUGUGCAAAACGUUCACGGAUGAUGAAAAUGGCGCCAAUGUGCCCUUGGAAAUUGCUGAGAAUGAACAGGACGCUCUUAGAAAAAUUUUGGAGGAUGGAGAUAAAAGCGACGAUUCUGAAGAGGACUGCGAGCUAUUUAGUGAACAUGAUUCUCUGAGUGAGGCUUCUGGGGUUUCUGGCAAUGAUGAUUCUGAGGAAGAUCAACCUCUAAUUAAUUUUACGUCUUGGGUUGGAAAGGAUGGAACAAGAUGGUCAAAAGGAGCAGCAAUACGUGGAAGAGCAGCAGCUUAUAACAAUAUUUACACUAAACCAGGUUUGAAGGGCUUUGCAUUGUCCAAUCCACCCAAGUCACCUGAGUCAGCAUGGAACUUACUUAUAAAUGAUAAGAUCCUAAAGAUAGUUUGUAAAUUUACAAAUAUAAAAAUUGGACUGUGUCAGGCCAAAUAUAAAAGUUUCAAAAGACGUAGGGCUGCCAGAAGAAAAUUUCAGCCAACGUUUAUUGCCAAAACAAGCUUAUUCAAGUCUGGUCAUGAGGAUCUAAGGUCAAUAUGGUGUACUGAUGGAACAGGAAGAGAUAUCUUUAGAGCUACAAUGAGCCUUGCAAGAUUUUCUUUUUUGCUUUGUUGUUUACGCUUUGAUGAUUUACAAACCAGGAAGAAAAGGAUCAAAUUGGACAAACUGGCGCCGAUUUCAGAAGUUUUUAAUACAUUUGUGGAUAACGCACGGGAAAUGUAUAACCCUGGUGAUAAUGUUACCCUGGAUGAGAUGUUGGUACCCUUUAGGGGUAGAUGCGGAUUUGGUAUGUACAUCCCUGGUAAACCAGCUAAGUAUGGUUUGAAAGUACAAAUUCUGGCGGAUUCAAAGACCCACUAUAUGUUGAACGCCGAAGUAUAUACAGGUGCCCAAAUUGGAGAUCGGGCCCCUAAAGAAAAACGUUUUUCGAAUCCUUCGGAGGUUGUGCUUCGUUUGACAAAGCACAGAAUGGGUACCAACCGCAAUGUAACCGCUGACAACUGGUACUCUUCAAUUGAGAUAAUAAAUGAGCUGUUAAAUAAUAAGCUUACUUAUGUAGGCACUCAAAAAAAAAACGUCAAAUAG
Molecule: messenger RNA, 1098 nt
Organism: Anthonomus grandis grandis
Lineage: Eukaryota; Metazoa; Arthropoda; Insecta; Coleoptera; Curculionidae
Product: piggyBac transposable element-derived protein 4-like
Exons: 3
Coding region: 1-1098 (365 amino acids)
Source: RefSeq, a predicted model, not a curated record